AUGUCAACCAUCAAGAACGUCGCCAUCCUGGGUGCCUCUGGCAACUUCGGCACCCCCAUAACCUCUGCUCUUGUGGCAGCAGGUUUCAACAUUACGAUAAUAACCCGCUCAUCAUCAACAACAAUCCAUCCCCCCAACAUCCCCAUUGUGCGCAUCGACUACUCCCUAGACACCCUGACCCAAGCCUUUACAAACCAAGAUGCAGUGGUUUGUGUCGUAGGCCCUGGAGGUAUCGCACUGCAAAAGACCUUCAUUGAUGCUGCUGUAAUCGCAAGAGUAAAAAGAUUCAUUAUCGACGAUUUCGGGUGGGGACCUACGACCAAAGGCUUCCCACAAUUCAAUACUAUACAUGCAUCAAGAAAAGAAGGCUGGGAUUACGCAGCCGUCAAAGCCAGAGAAGUAGAUGGCUUUACAUGGACAGGCCUCUCGACUGGAAAUCCCAUUGAUUGGGCAAUGAAGAAAUUCCCAAUGAUGGGUUUCGACGUCGCAAACCACAGAGCAAUCAUCUACGACAAUGGAACCGAAAGGUUCACCGGCACAACAUUGGAAGGUAUCGGACAAGCAGUAGUGAGAACACUCCAAAACCCUCAGGCUACAGCAAACUGCUUCCUAAAAGUCCAAAGCAUCAACACAUGUCAGAAUGAGCUUUUAGAUGCUUUCGAGAAGGCUACGGGACAAAAAUGGGAGGUCACAAGGUCAACGAGUAAAGAAUUGAUUGAGAGUGGGAAAGGUGAUUUUGAGGCUGGGGCAGGGAUGUGGAGGUUGAAAUUGGCAGUUGCUACUUUGUAUGAUGUUGGGCAGGGGAGAGGGAGGAUUGCACCGUCGAGAGAAGACUCGGAUGCGGAGUUGUUGGGAGUCAAGGAUGAGACUGCGGACGAGAUCGUGGCCAAAUUGCUUCAAUAA
Messenger RNA from Aureobasidium melanogenum CBS 110374, 903 nucleotides. RefSeq names its product NAD(P)-binding protein. Gene Ontology annotation, molecular function: oxidoreductase activity. The coding region runs from base 1 to 903 and encodes 300 amino acids. The record is from RefSeq and is a predicted model, not a curated record. Lineage: Eukaryota; Fungi; Ascomycota; Dothideomycetes; Dothideales; Saccotheciaceae. The transcript has 3 exons.